Messenger RNA from Exophiala xenobiotica, 1489 nucleotides. RefSeq lists its product as uncharacterized. Lineage: Eukaryota; Fungi; Ascomycota; Eurotiomycetes; Chaetothyriales; Herpotrichiellaceae. The record is from RefSeq and is a predicted model, not a curated record. The coding region runs from base 254 to 1222 and encodes 322 amino acids. The transcript has a single exon.
CUCCGUACGAAACAAGGCCUUAACCUCUUUGCUCCCUCGCUCGAGACUCCCAAUGUAGUCCUUACGUCCUUGGUACAUUUACCUUCGCGAGUCAGAUGCUACCGGCUGAGCGUUCCCAAUAUUAUGAUGCUAUGAAGUCGAUCUUGUCACUUAUCACCCUUUAGCCGAUCUCGAAGUGACCUUUCCUAACCCACAGGAGACCUUAACGCCUAUUCCGAGAAUAUCUCGAAUCCGCAGACGAGCCACUUUACUUAUGCUACAACAACGACCUCUGCGUCAGUCAAUCCACAAAUGGCACCACUCCCGACCUCUUCACAAACUCACCCGGCCACCGCGCAUCCACUUCUUCGACAUAAAAUCCCGCGUCGGUCCCUUCUCGCCCAACACCCUCCGCACCCGCCUGUCCCUGAACUACAAACGGCUCACCUACACCGAAUCGUCGAUCUCGUAUCCAGACAUCGAACCGCUAUGUAAGUCUCUGGACAUCCCGCCGGCCCAUCACGACAAGUCCGCCACGACGCCGAGGUACACUCUUCCCGCCCUCCUAAUCGAGAUCGACGACAAGGACAACGCCUCGCCUCUUGCCGUCGCGCGUCUCAUGCAAGACCAUCAUGGUCACUGCAGCGCUACAUCCGUACGACAUCCCAAUCUUGACUUCGGUCCGGCGGUGGCGGUCUCGACGACACUGGCUAUUGCGCAGACACUGGACGCGAAGUUCCCUGGGCCAGAGUAUCCUGCCCUGUUCCCCUUCGCAGACAGCGAGGAGCAAGCGCGGCACACACAACGUACAAUCACACGCGCUGUGGCACCGGCGCGGCGCCUGGUCAUUCCGUCUGUGCCGGACAUUCUGGACGAGCGAGGACGGGAGUAUUUCGACACGACGAGGCGGACGUGGUUCAAAGUCGACGCUUUAAACGAGCUCAGGCCCAAGUCCGAAGCUGAGGAGAAGCAACUAUGGCGGGGGUUGCAGGCGGACCUUGACGGUGUCAUCGGCGUACUGCGACGAGAGCAGGGCGGCGUAGAAGCGCCGUUUCUGAACGGCCAUGUACCGACCUAUGCGGACUUUGUGGUCAUGGCAUUUCUGGCCUGGUUUCACCGCGUGGAUAGGCGGGCAUGGGACCGAGUACUGGAGUUUGGAAACGGAGAGUUGAAGACGCUCUGGGCUGGGUGCAAGCGGUGGCUGGACGGCAGAGGGGAGCAACUGGAGUGGGAGGUCGAGUAGGAUUGAUGUCCAUGGACUGGGUGUCUUUGCGAAGAGCACCGGACGAACUACAGACCGUCGUGCUCUAGAGACUAGCAGCUUCAACGGCCAGAGCCCAAAUCUAUAUUUUCCGGCCACGGUGGACCUCUUGUCAACUCCGUCAUGCUGUACAAUCGGCACGAGCUCAAAUGUCUCGGUGCAAUACUAGAUACCAUCCAUGAUGGACCUUGUGGAGUUUAACAAGUUCAAUUCGUGAAGUCAGACAAAUCUCCACAAGCUCAGCCUGAC